Symbiodinium natans is the source of this 1926-nucleotide messenger RNA. The record is from the annotation of a GenBank genome assembly. NCBI's taxonomy places the organism in Eukaryota, Dinophyceae, Suessiales, Symbiodiniaceae.
AUGUGGCAGGAGUAUGGAAACAACCUUGUGGGCAAGCCCAUCUUUCUGACUUGGUUUGAGGCGGAUGGAACGCACACCACACAGAGGCUUGCUGAGGAUGAUCACAACCCGUGGCUUGUGGGCGCCACCUCCGACAAUCAGGGGAACAUCUACUACUUGGAGAUUCAGGAUGUGACGCAGUGGAUCAGCAAUGAGCUCAUGGGAGGCUGGACAGUUGGUCCCACGGAUCCCUGUCAAGCUUGGAUGGUCCACUGGGAUACGCUUCGGAACAAAGUGCAGUUCCGUCGAGAGCUACCCAGCUCAUCCAUGUCUCUGAAUGAUUUCACGGAGAACACGGCAGCGCUGCGCUACGACCCCAUCAACAACAAUGUGGGCGUCUACCUCUCCCACCGCAUGUUCCGUUCCUCUGAUGGCUUGAAUCAUCAGCGUGGCCUGGGCUUCGUUUUUGAUGUCGACCGGAUGGAGAUUACAGGAGCUGGGCACUAUCAGACGGGCAGCCACUCCUUUCAGAAUUCCAUGAUUGCGGAUCCUACCGGCGGCUUCAUCGGCUUGGAGCUGGAUGAUGGCUCCCCCCGGGGCUUGCAGGUGAUCAAGAUGGACGCAAACAACAAGGAGUUGGGCUUCACGCCCUACAUGUUCAAGACGCGCCAUGGUUCCGGGCCACAGAACCCGGCUGGCAGCAGCUUUCCUGCCUUUCCGGAGAUCUCCGUGAACGGCAACACCUUCUACAAAUGGAGCAAUGACAACCAGGUCUACACUGUCCUGGCUCAGCCAGGGAUCGUGGAGGUCGGAGAUGGCUACCUCAUCUUCUUCUCGGGAGAGCGACCCCCACUGGACAGCAGCGCCAUGGAGAACCACGAGGAGACCGUGCAAUCCCCCCGCAACUUGGGCUGGGUGAAGAUUGGCAAGAACAUCGCUGCGAAGCAGGUGCUCUCCAGCGGACCAACUGAAACGGGCGGGUUCUACGGCUUCCGCGGCGAGUGGACGGCGCAGUCACACCAUGGCAUCAACUGGCUCACGAACUAUGAGCACAAGUGGCUCAUCAUGAACAAGCCGAAGAGCGUGCGCCUGGCCCCGAACCGAAUCCUCCUCAUGUGGGAGCAGUGGCUGUCGAGGCCCAUGACGGAGGCUGACUGCCGAGAGAUUGCCCACGACGUCGACUUCUGCAUCAGCGUCGUCACGGCGGACUGGUAUGACAGGUCGAGCGACUGGCGUGAGCAGAUCAUAAGAUCGGAGUUUAUGAUCAUCGAUGACAGUGUCAGCAUCGUCAAGCCCUUGUGGUCCAUGGAGGGAGGCCUCAUCACACCGCAAGGUGAUGCGCCUCGCGUGAUCGAUGGGUGUGCCAUCAUCUACGCUGGCAGGGGCACCACCAUCAAGCGGUGGAAGAUUUGCGAGGUCGAGUGCGCGAAAUCGGUGGAGGUCCCAGAGGAGAUCGUGCUCGUCUCGUCGUCUGUGGAGCUCCCCAGAGAUGACCCUUGCUUCCAGCCCUUUCCCCCCAACCCGGACACGUGUUUCGAUUCCGUGGAUGCAGGUGGCGGCACGGGCUACGGCCCCACGAGGUGCGAUCCGACCUGUCGGGCUGCCUUGUGCCACGAAGUUCCGCAUUUUUGCAGCUCCACGGCCCAGUACUGCCCACUGACGUGUGGCCGAUGCAGUGUGGAAGACAACCGUGGCUACAAUGAGACGGAGCAGGCUCUGGUGGACUUCCUCAAGAGCUGUGAGAUAGGCUCCGUCACGCAUGGGGUUCACGAGUACCGCGUGCCCGCAGACCAACGAGAGGUCACAGUCUUUCGGCAGAGGUAUGAUGGAAGCUCGGUUUGCACAGCAGUACACCCGUGCAGCCACCAGCACCCAAGCGGAGGCGAACGCCACGACUACGACAACCACCACGACUACGACUGCCUCUUCUGGUGGCGCUGGAGUUGA